AUGAAUUCAAGUCAUUUUGAUGUCUAUAAUUCUCAGCUGUCAAAUCCUGAGAGCGUUUCAAAAGAUUCGGGCACUCUCCUUGCUUUAUUUUCUGUUGGCAUCAUUGUUGGAUCACUUGCGUUUGGAUACCUGGGUGAUCGUAUAAAGCAUCGUCAGAUAUUGAUGGUGACGGGAUUAUUUGGACUUUUGGGAUCUACAUUACUCUUAAUGUUUGCUCAAAGAUUCUGGGAGCUAUUACUAGCUAGGUUACUACAGGGGAUAUCAAGUGCAUGUGUAUGGACAUUAGGUAUGUGUCUAAUGGCAGAUCGAUUUCCUAUAGAAGAGUUAGGGACUCAGAUGGGUAGAGUAAUGGUGUUUCAUUCAACAGGGCUGUUAGCUGGACCGCCUAUUGGUGCCCUUUUUGAAGCUAAAGGCUACAGAGCACCCUUUAUCUUUUGUAUUGGAAUUGCAACUGCAGAUCUCGUGAUGCGGCUAUUUUUGAUUGAGCCCAAGAGAUGUCCUUCUGGAUCGUUUAAAACAGAGGAAAAGCAAGCUGAUGAUCAUGCUACUUCAGCCAAUGAUACGAUAGUAUCGGAUGUCAGUGACGACCAGUGUAAAGCACCAAGUAAAAACUCGGUUACGUACUGGAUACUUUUGAAGCAGCCCCGCUUACUGAAUGGUCUACUUAUGAUAUUUACCUAUAGUUUCGUCCUUGGUGCUUUAGAGGCUACAAUCAGUGUAAGAAUGGUAACAGAAUGGGGGAUGAGCUCCAAAGAGAUUGGAUUACUGUUUUUGGCAGAGAUAUUUCCUACAUUCAUUUCAGAGCCUCUUUCAGGUAUUAUAACUGAUAAAUACGGCCCCAAAGUGAUCGUAUAUCCUUUCUGGCUAUUAUGUGCGGCUUCUACUAUGCUAUUGGGUGUACCAAACAAAAAUACUAGAGGAGGUAUUGCUCCUCUGAUAGUGGUGCUUGCUAUUUCUGCAUUUUCCAGCUCUGCAUGUUUAACCCCUGUUGUGCCUGAAAUUGCCCAUGUUGUUCGAUCACAAAAUGAAGACGACAGUGAUGAUGGUAUGGGUAGAAGUUAUGGUAUGUUUAAUAUUGCAUUUGCACUAGGUGGCGUGGUCGGCCCUCUUCUUGGUGGCUAUAUUUACAGCGCUAUCGGCUUCUUUUGGCUGUUUAUUAUUAUGGGUGGUAUAUAUUUGAUAUCUGCUCCUUUCGUGUUUUAUUUUAUUGGAGAGCGUGGAGAAUUCAUUAAACGAUCUGAUAAAAAAACAGAAGCAUUGCCCGAAGAAAACAAAAAUGAUAGAGUGAAUUGUUAG
Messenger RNA from Rhizopus microsporus ATCC 52813, 1296 nucleotides. RefSeq names its product MFS general substrate transporter. Gene Ontology annotation, molecular function: transmembrane transporter activity. The record is from RefSeq and is a predicted model, not a curated record. Lineage: Eukaryota; Fungi; Mucoromycota; Mucoromycetes; Mucorales; Rhizopodaceae. The coding region runs from base 1 to 1296 and encodes 431 amino acids. Gene Ontology annotation, biological process: transmembrane transport. The transcript is spliced from 5 exons.